CGACGGUUCACAGUGAGUGUAGUGUGUUCAACUUCUUUCAAAGGAUCUACCGUGUCCUACUCGAACAGCUUGAGUUCAGUGUGAACCGUAUUGUGAAGAGUAUAGACCAAUGCUUUCGUAGACAUACUUUAUUUAAGAAUUUAAUACAUACAGACUUGGUUUUAAACGCAGAAGAAAAUGCCUGUAGCUUCUCUACUGCCUUUCACGGCCACUCCGAAUAGGAAGUCCGCUAGCCCGACUUCUUUCAGGCUCACGGAGAAAUUCAUCUUGCUUUUGGUGUUCAGCGGCUUCAUCACGCUGUGUUUCGGAGCUAUCUUCUUCUUGCCGGAUUCCUCUAAGCUGCUCAGCGGAGUUUUCUUCCGCUCGUCCUCUGUGGAGGCAGAGACACGCACAGGUACGGUCAGCGAUACGAGCACCGGGACGGGUAAGGAUGAGAAGAUCCUGGCCAAGAUCAGGAAAGACCACGAAAAGGCGCUCAUCGAGGCCAAGGACACCCUACAGAAACGGCCGGACGAGAUCAAUCAGGACAUCAAGAGAGAAAAGGAGAAAGUUGCGCGAGACGGACAGGUGAACGGCGGCAUAGGUGACAGCUUGCCGUUUGUUCAGUACGUGCAGCCGCCUGGAGCAACAGGGCACGAACCGUCAGAUCCUGAUAUUAAAACGAAAAGAGCUAAGAUUAAAGAGAUGAUGCAGUUUGCUUGGGACAAUUAUAAGCGCUAUGCCUGGGGCUCAAAUGAGCUGCGUCCUGUCUCCAAGCAGGGCCACUCCAGCAAUCUGUUUGGUAGUCUCAAAGGAGCCACCAUUGUGGAUGCACUGGACACACUCUACAUUAUGGAGAUGUAUGAUGAGUUUGAGGCUGCUACCGAGUGGGUGGAGAGGAACCUGGACUUUAACAUGAAUGCUGAAAUCUCCGUCUUUGAAGUGAACAUCCGUUUUGUCGGAGGGCUGCUGUCUGCCUAUUAUCUCUCAGGCAAAGAGGUGUUCAGGAAGAAAGCUGUUGAACUGGGAGAGAAGCUGUUGCCUGCUUUUAAGACCCCAACUGGUAUCCCUUGGGCUCUCCUGAAUCUAAAGAGUGGGAUUGGCAGAAACUGGCCCUGGGCAUCGGGAGGAAGCAGUAUUCUAGCUGAAUACGGGACCCUGCAUUUGGAGUUUAUGCACCUCAGUGCACUUUCUGGGAAACCCGUGUUUGAAGAGAAGGUGAUGAACAUUAGAAAGGUCCUGAAUCGUCUGGACAAACCUCAAGGAUUGUACCCCAAUUACCUGAACCCAAACAGUGGACAGUGGGGCCAACAUCACGUCUCAGUGGGAGGUUUGGGAGACAGUUUUUAUGAGUACCUGCUGAAGGCCUGGCUCAUGUCCGACAAAAGCGAUGAGGAGGGAAAGAAGCUCUACUACAAUGCCCUGCAGGCAAUUGAGAAGAAUUUGAUCCGGAAGUCAAGCGGAGGGUUGACAUAUAUUGCCGAAUGGAAAGGUGGACUCCUGGAGCACAAGAUGGGUCACCUGACCUGCUUUGCUGGUGGCAUGAUUGCUUUAGGGGCAGACGGAGCCCCUGAUGAUCAGACGGGUCACCAGAUGGAACUCGCGGCAGAGAUCGCCCGCACAUGUCACGAGUCUUACGCCCGAACCAGUUUGAAGCUGGGCCCGGAGGCGUUCCGCUUUGACGGAGGAGUGGAGGCCAUUGCCACACGGCAAAAUGAGAAGUACUUCAUCCUGAGGCCAGAAGUCAUCGAGACUUACAUGUACAUGUGGAGGUUCACCCAUGACCCCAAAUACAGACAGUGGGGCUGGGAGGCUGUAGAGGCUCUGGAGAAGCACUGUCGGGUGGAGGGGGGUUACAGUGGGGUGAGGGAUGUUUACGGCAAAGCACCUAACCAUGACGAUGUCCAGCAGAGCUUCUACCUGGCUGAAACACUUAAGUACCUGUAUCUACUCUUCUCCGAUGAUGACCAUUUGCCAUUUGAUCACUGGGUGUUCAACACCGAGGCCCAUCCUCUUCCCAUCAUUAAGAAACAGAGCCCAGAGUUAGCCAAUCAUCUCAAGUAAUCCUAAUCCUGCCCCAAAGCGCCACUGAAAUUUUACUUCCUGGACAUGCUUAAACAUUGGACAAGAGCGUUGGACUCAAAGUCCCUUUGUGGCUUGAGAGAUCCUGUUCUCCAGGACUUUGCUGGAGCUUCCUGUCUCUCUUCACAGCUCUAGGUCACAGAGCAUCAACUCCUGGCUGAUUGUCCUCUGCCGUCUCUACCGAUGGCAUUCUGCAUGCUGCCCCUGUCCUCUCUCUUUGCCCUGAUGCUUUGACGUUUCUCUGAGCCUCAGAGACCAGAACGACCAUAUCUCCUCUGUGAGGAGACCAGAUGUUUUCCACUGUACUGUCCAACUUUCCAUCUCACACACUUUUAAAAAAGCCAUAGGUAAUUCAUGUGCAUCAUCUUCCUUUUGUGUUUACAGGAGCAAAGAUAUGAGAAAUCCACCUUACUUUGCCGUUUCGUUCAGUUUUUGAUGUAAUUACGUUUCCACGGCCUGAAUUUUUCCAUACUGGCCUGAAUUUUUGUUUCUGUGAGUUUUGGUUUGGGGUUCAGUAUUUUAAGGCUUUAUUCAACAGUAAGGCAGUGAAACCAAGACAAUUAGUGCCUUUUAGUCUUAAUGAUAAAUUUAAUGCAACAUUAGUAAAGUUUUAAUAGCAACGCUUUAAUUUAUUUUUGCUGUGUUCGAGUGCAUUAGCCUACUGUGCUGUCAAAGAAAUGACCUGAACAGUUUUAGCCCUCCCAUCCUCACACUGGAACUGGUGUGAACGUAAGGAUCAAUCUUUUAAUAAUAUGCCGUUAAUUCAUUCCGCUGCAUUCGUGAAUUUGCUUUUCCAUUAGCUGGCUUUGCAACAUCGCUGAUAAAAUGUGUAUAAAAUGUGUGUAAUUGUUUACUUAUUCAGUGCAGGCAGAUAAUUUUUAUUCUGCAUAUGUAAAAUAGAGUAUUUUGUGUUAAUUUAUUUCAUAUCUUUUUUCCCCCCGUACUGAGGGCAGGAAACUAUGAAAGGCGGAUCUCACCACGAAACAAAAUAGCUGAUUUCGUCCUAUAUCUCACAUUUGUGACUCAUUUGCAAGAUAUCAAUUUGAAAUUGCAAGAUAUGCAUUUCAGUCCAUAAACCUUGUAAUUGUGGGAAAAUGCUUUCUCGCAAUUGCAUUUUUUGCAUUUGUUUCUUGCAUUUGCGACUUUACCUCCCAAUUUUGACUUUAGUUUUUGCAAUUGCAAGAUUUAAACUCACUGGGGACUAUUUCUAGCAGUUGCAAGUUUUUUCAAGCAAUUGUGACUUAACAUAUCAUAACUGAGCAUUUUUAUCUCGGAAUUACGACUUCAUUUCUCGUAAUUAUUAGAUAUAAACUCACAAUUUAGUUAAUAGGACACAAUUAUGACUUUUCUAGCAAUUGCGACUUUAUUUCUUGCUUUUGUGAUCUCCAAAUUACGACUUUAUUUCGAAAUAUAAACUAAAUUGCAUGAUAUAUAUAUACUAGAUUGUGAGUUUAUACCUGUAAUUAUGAGAAAUAAAGUCAAAAUUGCUUGCUACUAUUUUUCACAAUGGCAAGUUUAUAUCAUGCAAUUGCAAGAAGUCAAGAAAUUCCAAAUUCUAAGUUAUAAAGUCAGAAUUACCUAUUUCUUUUUUUUUUUUUUUUUUAAUGUGGCAGGAUCAAUACACCAUAGGGAACAGUGAAGACAUUGCUUAGAUCUUUCUAAUUAAUUUGGGAACGUGUUAGUAAGACAUAGGCAGCAUCGGUCAAAAUGGGAGUGAAUAUUUGUAUGAAUGUACCACCAAAUGUGAACUUUGGCCUAGUUGUUCUGAUUUCAUGAUUUUUUAUUUUUUUUUAGUCUGUUUGUUUCUUUGUUUCUUUUUUUAACAUGAAAGCACAAAAUUAUGAAUCAGUAUUUUCGGGUUCUUCAUGAAGAAAAGAAUAGGAAUAUUAGGAUAGGAUAGAAUGACAGCACAAGUGCGGGAUCUCAAAUGAGGUAAAGAUGCAAGGAAAACCUAUGAAUGCAAAGCAGUCCUCUGCACUGGAUAGAACACACACACGCACAUACACGCACACACACACACAGUUGAAGUCAGAAGUUUACAUAAAUUUAGGUUGAAGUCAUUAAAACAAAUUUUACUAUAGUUUUGGCAAGUCGUUUAGGACAUCUACUUUGUGCAUGACACGAGUAAUUUUUCCAACAGUUGUUUACAGACAGAUUGUUUCACUUUAAAUUGAAAUAUCACAAUUCCAGUGGCUCAGAAGUUUUAAUACAUUUAAUACAUAGACAGUUAGCCAAUUAGCUUCUGAUAGAAGGUGUACUGAAUUGGAGGUGUAUUUGUGGAUGUAUUUGAAAGCCUACCUUCAAACACAGUGCCUCUUCGCUUAACAUCAUGGGAAAAUCUAAAUAAAUAAUACAAUUAAAUAAAUUAUGGACCACCACAAUUCUGGUCAUCCUUGGGAUCAAUUUCUAAAUGCCUGUAGGACCUUGUGAAGAUGCUGGAGGAAACAGGUAAACAAGUAUCUACAUAACCUGAAAUGUUGCUCCGCAAGGAAGAAGCCACUACUCCAAAAACUCCAUAAAAAAGCCAGACUACAGUUUGCAUGUGCACAUGGGGACAAAGAUCUUACUUUUGGAGAAAUGUCCUCUGGUCUGAUGAAACAAUAAUUGAACAGUUUGGUCACAAUGACAAUCGUUAUGUUUGGAGGAAAAAGAGUGAGGCUUGCAAGCCGAAGAACACAUCUUGACGAGAAGCAUGGGGGGUGGCAGCAUCAUGUUAUUGGGGUGCUUUGCUGCAGGAGUGACUGGUGCUCUUCACAAAAUAGAUGGCAUCAUGAGUAAGAAAAAUUAUGUGGAUAUUUUGAAGAAACAUCUCAGACAUCAGCCAGGAAGUUAAAGCCUGGUUGCAAAUGGAUUGUCCAAAUGGACAAUGACCCCAAGCAUAUCUCCAAAGUUUUGGCAAAAUGGCUUAAGGACAACAAAGUCAAGGUAUUUGAGUGGCCAUCACAAAGUCCUGACCUCAAUCUGUUCAAUUUGUGGGAAGAACUGAAAAAGCAUGUGCAAGCAAGGAGGCCUACAAACCUGACUCAGUUACACCAGUUCUGUCUAGAGGUAUGGGCAAAAAUUCCAGCAACUUAUUGUGAGAAGCUUGUGGAAGGCUACCAAAAAUAUUUGAACCAAGUUAAACAAUUUAAAGGCAAUGCUACCAAAUACUAACAAAGUGUAUGUAAACUUCUGACCCACUGGGAAUGUGAUGAAAUAAAUACAUAAUUCUCUCUACUAUUAUUCUGACAUUUCACAUUCUUAAAAUAAUGUAGUGACCCUAACUGACCUAAGACAGGGAAUGUUUUCUAUGAUUAAAUGUCAGAAAUUGUGAAAAACUGAGUUUAAAUGUAUUUGGCUAAGGUGUAUGUAAACUUCUGACUUCAAUUUUAUAUAUACAUACUUAAUUUAUGCAAUCAAGCAGCUCACAAAUAAUAAGUCAAGAUGGGAAUAUGUCAUGCUUUUUCAUGCAUUGGUGGGCAUCUGUAUACAUACACACAUACACUACAUCUAAUAUAAAUGAAAUUACUGUAUUCUAAUUCAUGGAGGAACAGACCAAUUCGUAUUCCACUUAUGUUUUCAACCACAAACGGAAGAUUUCAAUGGAAGAUAUGUUUAUUCUGUUGCUUCCGUGUGAUUGGUCGGUUGCAGAGGUGGGGCUACUGCUACUGUAUGCCACACUUUGUCUUUAUUUCCAAUGUGUUCACAAAAUUAGACCCACAGAUAUUCACUUCUGGUCAAAAAGAACCAACUUGCUUCACUAAUACGCCAUGGUUCUUUAAACCAGCUUUUUAAUCCAAUGGCAAUCCCUGUUGAAGGGAUAGUUCACCCCAAAAAUAUUACUACUACUAAAACUACUGCUUUCCUCAUCAUUUACCUACCGUCAUGUAAUUCCGAACCUCUAUGACUUUCUUUUUAUGCGGAACUGAAAAGGAGCAUUUUUAAUGAUUAUCUCGAUACUUAUUCUCAAAACAAUUUCAGUUGAGAGUAAUUCACUUUAAAGCUUUAAAAGGACCCGGUGUAUCAUAAAAGUAGUCCUUGCAGCUUGUGUGUCAUAUUCCAAGUCUUCUGAAGGUUACAGUAAGAAUCCAAAUAUAAAGCCUUUUUUAGUGAACAGCUUGACAUCUAUUGGGUGUUCAUGAGCAUAAUAAGAGAAACUUGUUCACUGCGGUUUGUAACGAGGAGUACUUUUUUCUGAUUACUCACCUAAACCUAUCACUUAACUUCAGAAGAUUUGGAAUAAGACAUACGCCUACUUUUUGGACUACAUUUAUGAUUUGCUGGGACCCGUUUGAGCUGCCAUUGUAUUGAGAAGAAUAUAUUUAUAACUAAUUCUGCUUUUGUGUUUUGCAUAAGUAAGAAUGUCUGGAUAGACUAUUCCUUUGUAGGUAAAUUAUACUUUUAAUGUGUUAUACUGGUGGAUCUAGUGGCAUUUUACAUUACACCACCCAGAAAUUUCUCUUUCAAUGCUGACGACUGCAACACUCCAUUGACGUGGAUAUUUUUUUUUUCUAUAUGCUAACAAACAACAUACUGUCAAAGUUAAGAACCAUAACAAAUGAAAGUAACGGCAGCUCAUCUCGAGGGAGUCCUGUCAUAAAAACAUUGUGACACUGUAGAUAAGACAUCGCAUUCACUGUCUUUAUGAUACAGAGGAUCUAAACGAUGUUUAGCACUGCUUUAGUUUAGCACAGCCUAGCGAUUUGUGCCAUCUCUUUUGUGAAAGUGACUCCUGAAGCGGUGUGCAUCGUAGUGGUGAAUCCACCGCAAGUCAUGACUCUGAGGUGACACUUGGAAGCAAAUGUUUCCUUGCAUCUUGUUUUAAUAUGCAGAAUAGAAGAUGUGAUUUUAAGAUUUCUGGAUUAAAAAUUUGUUGUUUAAAUAUUGUGUUGGUGAUCUUGCAUAGCAAAUGGCUUUUUUUUUGUGUGUGUAAUUCUUGUUGUUUGUUGUUUCUUCAUGAGACAACCUCAGAAAUGUAACUGUACAAUAUUGCUGAUAAUCAUUCCAUUGCACAUAGUCUAAUUUGUUUUCUUAUAUAUAUAUACAAUUAAUUUUGUGGGAAAUUGUUUGGUUUCAGUUUUGUUUCCUUUACGUUCUUUAUUUUUAUUGUACAUAUUUCAUUCUGGCAAACUGCCAGCCAUCAUUUAAUCUUAUGAUCUUAUGUAAUAAAUUAUAUUAAAGAUCAGCAAAAGUUUUUGAU
Molecule: messenger RNA, 7240 nt
Organism: Xyrauchen texanus (razorback sucker)
Lineage: Eukaryota; Metazoa; Chordata; Actinopteri; Cypriniformes; Catostomidae
Product: mannosyl-oligosaccharide 1,2-alpha-mannosidase IA-like
Exons: 12
Coding region: 178-2043 (621 amino acids)
Biological process (GO): carbohydrate metabolic process; N-glycan processing
Cellular component (GO): endoplasmic reticulum; Golgi membrane; extracellular exosome
Molecular function (GO): mannosyl-oligosaccharide 1,2-alpha-mannosidase activity; calcium ion binding
Source: RefSeq, a predicted model, not a curated record